Molecule: messenger RNA, 1602 nt
Organism: Yarrowia lipolytica CLIB122
Lineage: Eukaryota; Fungi; Ascomycota; Dipodascomycetes; Dipodascales
Biological process (GO): carbohydrate transport; transmembrane transport
Cellular component (GO): membrane
Molecular function (GO): carbohydrate:proton symporter activity
Source: RefSeq, a predicted model, not a curated record
AUGUUCUGGAAGAACAUGAAAAAUGAGCCGCGCCAGGUUCUUAACUCGACACUAUGGCUUUCCGUCAUUGUCUUUGGUCUUCUGGGCUCUGCCCGAGGUUUGGACGAAGGCAUGAUUGCUGGAACAACUUCACAGGCCUCCUUCGAGCAUCAAUUCAAUCUCAAAGACCCCACAAAGACCGCCAACCAACAGGCCAACGAGCUGUCCAACAUCACAGCCAUGGUGCAGAUUGGGUCUGUUGGAGGGGCUCUGAUAGCCAUGUUUGUGCAGGAUCGAAUUGGACGAAUCAGAUGUCUGCAAGAGAUGAUCAUUCUGUGGACGGUGGGGGUCAUUAUAGAGGUGACUUCCUACUCUCAAGGACAACUAUUGGCAGGACGAUUCGUGGCGGGACUUGGAAUCGGCCAGUCGGUGGUGGUUGGGCCCACCUAUCUGGCUGAAGUGGCCCCCAAAAACGUCCGAGGACUGUGCACUUGCAUCUUUUCAGGCUCAGUCUAUCUCGGCGUCAUGUUGGAGUACUUUGCCAACUACUCCACCACUUUGCACAUGUCUCCAAACAGCCGAAUCCAGUGGGUGCUGCCGACUGCUGUGCAGUUCAUUUUUGCAGGUCUUUUGUUCAUUGGUUCGUUUUUCAUCAAGGAGUCUCCACGGUGGCUGAUGAAGAUUGGUAAGGACGAACUGGCAGUGGAGACACUAUCCAAGAUCAGACACCUGCCGGUGGACGAUCUCUACGUCCAGGGAGAAAUUGUAGACGUGAGAGAACAGAUUGAGCGAGAGAAGCAGGCGCUCAGCGGAACCAGCAUAUUGUCUCUUCUCAAGGAACUCGUUUCCACCAAGGCCAAUCGAUAUCGCCUGUUUUUGGGAAUCAUGGUACAGCUCCUGGGACAGUGGUCAGGGGCCAAUGCUGUGACUGUCUACUCUCCAAAGUUCUUCUCCAUGCUCGGAAUCCCCUCGAAAACGGACCAGAUGAUGUACACAGCGGUUCUGGGUGUCAUCAAGUUCACCUCGGCCAUCUGCUGUGCCUUGUUCCUAAUUGACACCAUUGGACGCCGAAGAAGUUUGUACACGGGCAUCUGUCUGCAAUUUGUCUCCAUGUUGUACCUUGGCAUCUAUCUCGCCAUUGUGCCUGCAACAGUUGGAGUAGAUCGAUCACCGUCCCAGAAGAAGGCUGGAGGAGCCGCCAUUGCUGCCAUCUACCUGUCUGGCUGCGGGUGGGCUCUGGGAUGGAAUUCGAUCCAGUAUCUGAUCAACGCAGAGAUCUACACCGUUCGUCACAGAUCUCUGGCGUCGGGAAUCAUCAUGGUAUUCCACUUUGCCAACCAGUACGGCAACUCCAAGGCGCUUCCGUUCAUGCGGUCUGGUAUCACCGACCAUGGCAGCAUGUUCUUUUUUGCGGGAGUGUUGCUUCUUGGACUGGCCUGGUCGUGGUUCUUUCUGCCCGAGGUGUCUGGACGGUCUUUGGAGAGCAUUGAUGAGAUGUUUUCGCUGCCCUGGUACCAGAUUGGAAGACGGGGACACAAGCUGGUUCCUGAAACGGGCACGGUGAUUCAGAUCCAGGAGGAGGAGGAGAAGAAAGGAGGUGUUAUUCAUGUGGAGAAUUGUUAA